ACCACACGUGUCUCUGGCCCCCAGACAGAUCUGUGACCCAGCCCCACCCAGCUGAUGAGCCUGCCCACCAUGGCAAGCCCCACUCUGAGCCCUGACUCCUCGUCCCAGGAGGCCCUGUCGGCCCCCACCUGCUCCCCGACCUCGGACUCCGAGAACCUCAGCCCCGAUGAGCUGGAGCUGCUGGCCAAACUCGAAGAGCAGAACCGGCUCCUGGAGGCCGACUCCAAGUCCAUGCGCUCCAUGAACGGCUCCCGGCGCAACAGCGGCUCCUCGCUGGUGUCCAGCUCCUCGGCCUCCUCCAACCUGAGCCACCUGGAGGAGGACACGUGGAUCCUGUGGGGCCGGAUUGCCAACGAGUGGGACGAGUGGCGGCGCAGGAAAGAGAAACUGCUCAAGGAGCUGAUCCGCAAGGGCAUCCCGCACCACUUCCGGGCCAUCGUGUGGCAGCUCCUGUGCAGUGCCACGGACAUGCCAGUCAAGAACCAGUACUCGGAGCUGCUCAAGAUGUCCUCGCCGUGCGAGAAGCUGAUCCGCAGGGACAUCGCCCGCACCUACCCAGAGCACGAGUUCUUCAAGGGCCAAGACAGCCUGGGCCAGGAGGUCCUCUUCAACGUCAUGAAGGCGUACUCCCUGGUGGACCGGGAGGUGGGCUACUGCCAGGGCAGCGCCUUCAUCGUGGGCCUGCUCCUCAUGCAGAUGCCCGAGGAGGAGGCCUUCUGCGUGUUUGUGCGGCUCAUGCAGGAGUACCGCCUGCGGGAGCUCUUCAAGCCCAGCAUGGCCGAGCUGGGGCUCUGCAUCUACCAGUUCGAGUACAUGCUGCAGGAGCAGCUCCCGGACCUGAAUGCCCACUUCCGCUCCCAGAGCUUCCACACUUCCAUGUACGCCUCAUCCUGGUUCCUCACGCUCUUCUUGACCACCUUCCCACUGCCUGUCGCCACGCGCGUCUUCGACAUCUUCAUGUAUGAGGGCCUGGAGAUCGUGUUCCGGGUGGGCGUGGCCCUGCUGCAGGUGAACCAGAUGGAGCUGAUGCAGCUGGACAUGGAGGCCAUGUCCCAGUACUUCCAGCGGGUGAUCCCCCAUCAGUUCGACAGCUGCCCAGACAAGCUGAUCCUCAAGGCAUACCAGGUCAAGUACAACCCCAAGAAGAUGAAGAGGCUGGAGAAGGAGUACGCAGCCAUGAAGAGCAAAGAGAUGGAGGAACAGAUCGAGAUCAAAAGGCUUCGAACCGAGAACCGGCUCCUGAAACAGCGGAUUGAGACCCUGGAGAAGGAGAGCGCUGCUCUGGCUGAUAGGUUAAUCCAGGGGCAGGUGACACGGGCGCAGGAGGCCGAGGAGAACUACGUCAUCAAGCGGGAGCUGGCGGUGGUGCGGCAGCAGUGCAGCUCGGCGGCCGAGGACCUGCAGAAGGCGCAGAGCACCAUCCGCCAGCUGCAGGAGCAGCAGGUACCAGGCCAGGAUAACCCGCGCCUCACCGAGGACUUCGUGGCCCACCUGGAGACCGAGCUGGAGCAGUCGCGGCUGCGGGAGACGGAGACGCUGGGGGCCCUGCGGGAGAUGCAGGACAAGGUUCUAGACAUGGAGAAGAGGAACAGCUCGCUGCCCGACGAGAACAACGUGGCGCGGCUGCAGGAGGAGCUGAAGGCGCUCAAGGUGCGGGAGGGCGAGGCCGUGGCCUCGGCGCGGGAGCUGAAGCUGCAGCUGCAGGAGCUCUCGGACACCUGGCAGGCCCACCUGUCCCGCGGCGGCCGCUGGAAGGAGUCCCCGCGGAAGCUGGUCCUGGGCGAGCUGCAGGACGAGCUGAUGAGCGUGCGUCUGCGCGAGGCGCAGGCCCUGGCCGAGGGCCGCGAGCUGCGGCAGCGCGUGGUGGAACUCGAGACGCAGGACCACAUCCACCGCAACCUGCUGAACCGCGUGGAGGCGGAGCGCGCGGCGCUGCAGGAGAAGCUGCAGUACCUGGCUGCGCAGAACAAGGGGCUGCAGACGCAGCUCAGCGAAAGCCGCCGCAAGCAGGCCGAGGCCGAGUGCAAGAGCAAGGAGGAGGUGAUGGCCGUGCGCCUGCGGGAGGCGGACAGCAUGGCGGCGGUGGCCGAGAUGCGGCAGCGCAUCGCCGAGCUGGAGAUCCAGAGGGAGGAGGGCCGCAUCCAGGGCCAGCUGAACCACUCGGACUCGUCGCAGUACAUCCGCGAGCUCAAGGACCAGAUCGAGGAGCUGAAGGCCGAGGUGCGGCUGCUGAAGGGCCCGCCGCCCUUCGAGGACCCGCUGGCCUUCGACGGGCUCGGCCUGGCGCGGCACCUGGAUGAGGACUCGCUGCCCUCGUCCGACGAGGAGCUGCUCGGCGUGGGCGUGGGCGCCGCGCUGCAGGACUCGCUCUACCCGCUGUCGCCGCGCGACGCGCGCUUCUUCCGCCGUCUCGAGCGGCCGGCCAAGGACAGCGAGGGCAGCUCGGACAGCGACGCCGACGAGCUGGCCGCGCCCUACAGCCAGGGCCUGGACAACUGAGUCCGUGCCCACGCGCCCGGAGGCAGGGGGCCGCCGCCCG
Messenger RNA from Ceratotherium simum simum (southern white rhinoceros), 2539 nucleotides. Lineage: Eukaryota; Metazoa; Chordata; Mammalia; Perissodactyla; Rhinocerotidae. The record is from RefSeq and is a predicted model, not a curated record.